Molecule: messenger RNA, 1187 nt
Organism: Olea europaea var. sylvestris
Lineage: Eukaryota; Viridiplantae; Streptophyta; Magnoliopsida; Lamiales; Oleaceae
Product: SAGA-associated factor 29-like
Exons: 11
Coding region: 1-1023 (340 amino acids)
Cellular component (GO): SAGA complex
Source: RefSeq, a predicted model, not a curated record
AUGUCACUGUUCACCAACUGUAUUGGGGACAAUCUGAGGUUUGUCAACAUGGACAGGAUUCUAUAUCUUCUUCAUAAUGAGGAUGCGGUUAAGGAUUUACCCCUGAGGGUUCGAGGUCCGCUAGAGCCAUUGCAAGCCAGAAUCAAUAUUCAAGCUAUGGGUCAAUUCUGUAGCAGGAAAUAUGGUUUCUCAAGUGUUCGCUUAUCUUACUCUAGGGUAGCACUCUACGGAAAGAUGAGUGUUCUGUGCUCUAGUAAGGAAUAUGAACUUCUUCUCUAUAUGAGAGUUCCACAUUGUUUGAUAUAUUUUUUUUUUCCUUUGCUUGUCCAUAAAGCUCCAGAGGUGGUCGAAAAACCUGGUGAUAAUUCCCUUUCGAGGCUUAAGAUGUUAUAUACUCAAGCCAAAGAGCUAUCGGAGAGUGAAGUAAACAUUUCCACUCAAUUGUUAGGGCAACUAGAUACGUUGAUGCCUUCUGGAACUCCGGGGCAACACCGAAGAAGGAUAGCAGAAGGUGAGCAGAAAAAGAAGCGAAUGAAGGCUGACUCUGACAUCACGAGACCUUCUCCUUCUUUGCGGAAUCUCCUAGAUUCUCUUGCUAAUUUGAAGGGUGAACAGGUAGCAGCAAGGGUUAGACAAGAGGAGGCUGAAAAAGAAGAAUGGGUCAUAGUUAAAGUGAUCCAUUUUGACAAGGAAACAAGAGUAUUCGAAGUUCUAGAUGAGGAACCUGGUGAUGAUGAAGAAAGUAGUGAGCAGAAACAGUACAAGUUACCCAUGUCACAUAUCAUACCUUUUCCUAAGCGGACUGAUCUCACAAAUGCUCAAGAAUUUCCUCCGGGAAAACAUGUUUUGGCAGUCUAUCCGGGAACCACUGCUCUGUAUAAGGCAACUGUAGUCCAAACCCGUAAGAAGAAGACUGAUGAUUAUGUUUUGGAAUUUGACGACGAUGAGGAGGAAGGAUGUUUGCCUCGACGGGAGGUACCAUACCAUAGGGUGGUUCCUCUUCCACAAGGACACCGCCAGUGAAUCUGUCUUAUCAAAAUUCUGCAUUUAUUCAAUGUUACGAUGUUCGAUACUUCAACUUGUUUUCAUCUAUUGUGGUUCACUUAUUACAGAUUUAUCAGUUUAUACGUCGUUUUAGAACUGGAUGCUAGAUAAAUAUUUUUGACACUAUAGGUAAAUUAGUUCAA